Molecule: messenger RNA, 461 nt
Organism: Staurois parvus
Lineage: Eukaryota; Metazoa; Chordata; Amphibia; Anura; Ranidae
Source: the annotation of a GenBank genome assembly
GCCUCCCAUUGCUGCUGCCAGGCCCGUAAUCUGCCAUGGGCCCCCGUACCCGCCUCCUCAUGCUGCUGCCAGGCCCGUAAUCUGCCAUGGGCCCCUGUACCGCCUCCCAUUGCUGCUGCCAGGUCCAGAGUGUGUCAUGGGUCCCUGUACGGCCUCCCAUUGCUGCUGUCUCCAUCGCCACACUCUGCCAUGUGCCACUUUCAGGUCUCCUCACACUGCUGGUGGGUUCCAUUUUUGUCAUAGGGUGCUGUAUGGCCUCCCAUUGCUGCUGCCUCCACCGCCACACUGUGGCUCCACACUCUGGUUUUGGCCCCGUGACUGCCCAAAUGAGUGAAGUGUGCGGUGAUUUUAAGAUCGACGGCACUCAUCUGCAUGUCAUACUGACUGACAGUAUUAUUUCUCUUCCCCAGCAGACUCCAAGGGCAUUUAAAUUAAAGGUACAGUGUUCUGCACUAAUAUGA